This is a messenger RNA of Scaptodrosophila lebanonensis, 828 nucleotides long. It is a transcript of the gene Mpv17, whose product is annotated as mpv17-like protein. The coding region runs from base 133 to 642 and encodes 169 amino acids. Lineage: Eukaryota; Metazoa; Arthropoda; Insecta; Diptera; Drosophilidae. The transcript has a single exon. The record is from RefSeq and is a predicted model, not a curated record. Gene Ontology annotation, cellular component: membrane; cytoplasm.
AUUUAGGCACCCUACCACGAAUAUGAGAACUUGAGGACGCGCCUACCAAAAUAGACGACUGGCAAACAACGUGACCUAAGAAAAAAAAAACAAGACGCUGACAUCCGGCAAACCAAAUCCGGAGAAGGAACCAUGAACGCGUUACGUGGUUAUAUACGCGAGGGAAUCAAUGUGGCCUGCAUUAUGGGCGCAGGCGAUAUGCUUGCUCAGAUGGGCAUACAGAAGAAAUCGAUUAGUGAGUGGGACGCUGGACGCACAAUUCGCUUCAGUGCUUUGGGGCUGCUGCUGGUGGGUCCCGUAAUGCGCAAGUGGUAUGGUACAUUAGAGACGUUGGUAAAAAAGGAUCAGCCGCCUAUAAUGCGAGGUAUUAAGAAGAUGCUUUGGGACCAGGUUUGUUUUGCGCCGCCUUUUACACUGGCAUUAUCGUUUUUGGUCCCGUUCGUAAACGGUGAAAACACCGAUGUCAUUAUUGAACGCAUCAAGGACAAAUAUUUCUUCAUCUUAAGCCGGAAUUACAUGCUCUGGCCGCCAUCGCAGAUCAUCAAUUUCACAUUCGUGCCCCUGAACUACCAGGUGAUAUUUGUGCAGUGUAUUGCACUCCUAUGGAAUUGUUAUCUAGCUCUAAUACUCAACAAGGAUUAGAGAGGUACAUCAGCCAGAUCAGCACUAGCACGUGGAACAAAUACAUAUGUGUGUACAUACAGUGACGAACAAAAUUAUUGGCACAGUUGGCAUGUCUGACUUUCGCACAGUGUUUCUCCAUGAAAUAUGGUGAUAUUUAAAUAAAACAAAUUUUAUUCAUAUACAUUGAUCAAUUUCCUACUAAAA